AUGCCCGACAAUUUUCUCAGUUUCGGCAUCGACACAUCUGAAAUAGAAAAUUACAAUGAAAUAGACUUUAGCAGUGAAAAAUUUCGAGAGUUGACUGCAGCGCUGGCACCAGCAAGACUCCGCCUUGGGGGUACUAUGUCGGAGCGAUUGAUUUUUAGCUCUGAAGACGAAUUUACAGCUUCAUGCGACCGUUGUAAUUCUAAUGCUGGGUCUUCUAAUACGACUUGCUUGGCUGUUCGAAAAUUGUGCACGCAUAAAUUUUUACCCUUCUUUAUAAUGACCGGAAAAAAAUGGUCUGAAAUAAAUGAAUUUUGUAAAGCCACAAAUAUUAAAUUACUAUUUACAUUCAAUGUUCUCAUUCGCAAUGAAGAGGAGUGGGAUUCUCAAAAUGCCAUUGAUAUUUUAGAAUAUUCUAAAAUGAAAAAUUUUGAUAUAGAUUUUCAACUUGGCAAUGAACCAAACUCAUUUCGACAUGUUUUUAACAUUAGUAUAAGCCCUCAAAGCUUAGCACAUGAUUUCAAAAAACUUCGUAAGCUUUUAAAUCAUCAUGGAUAUAAAAAAUCACUGCUUGUUGGGCCUGACACUACUAGACCACAAGAACAUCAACCCAACUGCCUUAAAUAUAUGAUGGAUUUCUUAAUUAAUGGUUCUCACUAUAUAAAUGCAAGAUCUUGGCAUCAGUAUUACUUAAAUAGCAGGACAGCAAAGUUAGAAGACUUCUGGAAUCCCGAUACAUUUGACUUACUAAAGGAGCAGAUUGAAACUAUGCAAAGUCAUACAAAGAAAUACCAUAACAUACCAAUGUGGUUGACUGAAACUAGCAGUUCCUAUGGAGGAGGGGCUCCAGGGCUGUCCAAUACAUAUGCUGGAACUCCUCUUUGGAUUGACAAGCUCGGAUUAUCAGCAAAAUAUAACAUAACUACAGUUAUAAGACAGAGCUUAUAUGGGGGUAAUUACAGCCUAAUUGAUGAUAAAUUAGAACCCCUGCCCGAUUGGUGGGUCAGUGUGUUAUAUAAAAAACUUGUUGGCAAUAAAGUAUUGCAUAUAAAUUGUAAGUGUUCUCGAUUCCAAAGAAUAUAUGCACACUGCACUAAUAGAAAAUAUACAAAUGACACAACAGCUAUUACCAUUUUUGCUGUAAAUUUGCAAUUAGACAAAGCUAAGUUUCUCUUGAAUGGGACUGCCUUUCAUGGCAGUGAUUUGAAUAUAGAUGAAUACAUUAUCAGUGCUCCGUCAAACAAUAGGAGAACUAAAACAGUUUUGUUGAAUGGCUGGCCGCUGUAUUAUGAAUCUCCACGCCUGGAUCUUCAACCGAACCACAUUAAGUAUGGUAACCAUAUUUCUAUGCCGCCAUACUCCAUUGGAUUUUGGGUAAUAAAAAAUACAUCUGUUAAAAUUUGCAAA
Molecule: messenger RNA, 1404 nt
Organism: Brenthis ino (lesser marbled fritillary)
Lineage: Eukaryota; Metazoa; Arthropoda; Insecta; Lepidoptera; Nymphalidae
Source: the annotation of a GenBank genome assembly